AAAUUCAGUCUGGACCAGCGACUGGUCACCCACAUUCUUCAAAAUAUAUUUUUUUGUGUUCAGCCAAGAAAUAAAUUAAUUUUUGGGACAAUGUGACAGUGAGUAAAUAAUGAGAAAUGAAAUUGUGGGGUGAUCUGUCCCUUUAAUGACAGUCACAUGUUUAAUAGGCCUACUGUCCCUUUAAGACCUGCAACCAUCUAAUAUAAAGGCACGUAUUUUCUCUAAACUGUUUAUUUUCAUUUUAGACAUGACCAACUGGGUCUACAUGUAAACCUUGUGUGUUUUGACAGUAUUAGCGCAAAAGAUAACUUGGUUCAAUAAUCAGGCGCUGUUUGACAGGCUUAUGCGCACAUGCUUCGGGUGUAUAUGCUCAGAAAAAGCACAGGUCAGACCAGCAUGCGAAUGAAACCUUUAAAAGCACACGCAGAUAACGAGAGAGUAACUCUAGCACUGAGUUAACACUGCUGUGAAUGCAUGUGGUGUUGUACAGGAUAUGACAGAGGCAUCAGAACAGCAGCUGAUAAAAUGUAGCACCAUACGAUAUUUCUUCAAAAGCAGAUCGUGGAGACAUUUUUAUCGUCCAUGAUCAAAAAUCGUUAUAUCGCACACCCAUAACGCCAGUGUGCAUUUUCAUUUUACAUUCAGUGCUAUUCGCGAGAAUCACGACAGCAAACUACUGACUUGUCUAUGCAGCUUGAGUUUAUCAGCUCUAUGUUACCAAUGUAGUUUGUUAGUUUGUAGUAAUAGGCUACGUGCACAAGCGUAGUGACGAACUUCCGCUAUUGUCAGAAGUCGGCAUAUCGGUUUCCGGUUUACUUCACCCGCAUCCGCUAUAAAUAAACGAGAUGAGUGCUGCUGCUGUUGUACGAAAAAAGAGAUAUAAUGUGCGUGACACAUCUAAGUUUCUAAAAACUGGGUGGAUCUAAGGAGCACUGCUGUGUGCCACUUUGCUCUGCUUCAAGUCGUUAUAACACCCAUUUGAGCUUCCACCACUUCCCGAAGGACACCAACCUUCGUGCGCAGUGGCUGCACAAAAUUAGGAGGGCACGAUUUUCGGUGACCACCCAUACUAAGGUAUGCAGCCGACAUUUCCACGAGAAGGAAAUUCACACUACUGCUAAGGGUAGACGGGUUUUAGCAGUAGGUUCAGUUCCAUCGUUAUUCGAGUGGAAUAACUACACUACGGCUUCACGGGCCGGUGUUUGGGAGCGCCGAUCUCGACCACCAAGUCCAGAACCUGACCCGCCGGGGCCUGAUGAAGACCUCGAGCAACCAGUCAUGGUCCCGAUGGUCAUGGACCACGACUACGGGGCCAGUCGUACUGUAUGUGUGGACCGGGACAGGUAUGAAAAUGCGUUGAAGGAAAUCGAGGUGCUGAGAGAGCAGCUCCAAACAUUUCAUCUUCAUCACUCCUUUGGACUUAAACGGUUUGCCUCGUCGCCUGAAGACAUCAGAUUUUACACCAGAUUCCCCUCAUACGAGCAUCUGAUGGCAUUCUGGAACCUGAUUGAGGCACCAACAGCAAAAAUUGUUAGGGUCACCAGGGCAAAGAAUACCUAUGCUACUACCACAACAAUUGAAAGCCCUUCAACCAGACCAACUAAACUGCUGCCGAUCGAUGAGUUCUUCCUCUUCCUCACAUACAUGUCCACUGGCUGUACCCAGAGAGAGUUGGGUCAUAGAUUCAACAUCCACAGAGCAACAGUCAGCCGGAUCAUUGUGACCUGGGCCAACUUCCUCUACAGCUUACUGGGCUCGGUCUGUAUAUGGAUGUCUCCUGCAGCUGUGAAGGCCAGUCUUCCACCCGAGUUCAAUGGCAGCUACAGCGACACAGAAGUAGUGCUUGAUUGUACAGAGCUACGGUGUCAAACCCCUUCUUCCCUUCUCCUUCAGAGUGAAGUUUUUUCAAACUACAAGUCCCACUGCACCUUUAAGGCUAUGGUGGGCAUGUCCCCUCAUGGAGCACUGACUUUUGUGUCAGCACUCUUUGAGGGUUCCAUGAGCGACAGGGAGGUGUUUCGUCAGUCAGGGAUUACAUCACUCUUAACACCUGACAUGGGCAUAAUGGUGGACAAGGGAUUCUUGGUGGAUGACCUUGUACCUGGGCCUGUUCAUCGUCCUGCCUUCCUCUCCAAGAGGGCCCAAAUGUCAGAGGUGGAUGUUCUGAAGACGCAGUCCAUUGCCCGUUUGAGGGUGCACAUUGAAAGGUUAAUCAGAAGAGUAAAAGAGAAUAAACUGUUUGAUACCACUAUCCCUCUCUCCAUUGCCGGGAGCAUUAACCAAAUCUUCACCGUCGCCUGUCUCCUCUCAAACUACCAGAAACUCUUUGGAUGAGCAUGUCUUCCUCGGCUGAAACUACAA
Molecule: messenger RNA, 2361 nt
Organism: Carassius auratus (goldfish)
Lineage: Eukaryota; Metazoa; Chordata; Actinopteri; Cypriniformes; Cyprinidae
Exons: 3
Coding region: 1279-2334 (351 amino acids)
Source: RefSeq, a predicted model, not a curated record